AUGAUUCCCCAAGAAAAUGACUUGAGUUAUUCCCAAAGGAAGAAGGGUUGUAAGAAGAGUCUGCCAGAAAGAAUGAACAGCAUAUGUAAAGGCCCUGAUUUGGGAGAGGAGCACGACACAUUCAAAAGAGUCAGAGAAGAAUAUUGCCGGGAUAACUACAAAAAAAAUUCAGUUGCCAUCACUGAAGAAGAAUGGGCAUUCACUGACUGUAAUCUAAAAGAACAGACAUCAAAGAUGAAAAAGAGAGGACAAGAUGAGUGCCUUUUCCAAUACAGUAGAGUAACUUCUGUCUCUCCUCACAUUGUCUGCUUCCUGACCAGACAGCGAGCUCCUGGAAGACUCAUUGAUCUCAAGACUCUCAAGGUUUCCCCAGCCCCACACUCUUCUCCGUGGUUAAUCCCUCGGGGAGGGGAAUCGAAUUUUCUGUGGCUGCAUCUAGGGUUAAUAAGAAGGCAACCUUGA
Molecule: messenger RNA, 462 nt
Organism: Rangifer tarandus platyrhynchus (Svalbard reindeer)
Lineage: Eukaryota; Metazoa; Chordata; Mammalia; Artiodactyla; Cervidae
Source: the annotation of a GenBank genome assembly